Messenger RNA from Suillus subaureus, 1011 nucleotides. RefSeq lists its product as uncharacterized. Lineage: Eukaryota; Fungi; Basidiomycota; Agaricomycetes; Boletales; Suillaceae. The coding region runs from base 1 to 1011 and encodes 336 amino acids. The transcript has 5 exons. The record is from RefSeq and is a predicted model, not a curated record.
AUGGCCUGCACCAAGAACACCACCAAAAAAUCCAAUGGUGGCUCAGCACCAUGCGUCCUCCUCACUACUUCGAGAACUGGUAAAACCAGUACUUCUGGAGUAGAUGUCCAGAGAAGGAAGGCUUUGACCACCUCCAAGGUCACAACUGUGGGAGGUGGGGACCUUGAAAAGAGAAAUGCUCAUCAUAAGGCUUUGACUGCCACCAAGGCUACCUUGCCUAUUGGAGGUGGGGACUUGGACAAACUAGGUGGUCACAACGAGUUCUGCAUACUCUGCAGGGAUGGUGCAGAGCACUAUGAAGACAAUACCCUCUUCAUGUGCACUCUGUGCCCCAGAGUGGUGUGCAGACUCUGCCUGCAGCUGCUGCCCGAUCUGGAGACCAAAGUCCUGCAAGAGGACAUCUCGUUCAGGUGCAUUUGUUGCCAUAUCAAAAUGGAACAAGGCAGCGCCUACUUUGGUUUCUAUAAUGCCAAUGGCCUUCUGGCCUUGGAUAGGUUCUUGCCCAUCAACGGUGCACUUGAGUUGUCCGAGCUAGCCAAAAUAUUGGCAGCACCGGUGAUUUUUAUACACCUUAUUCUCGUCAACUUGUCAGUGGCUGGUAGCCCUUUGGAGUUCACUCAUUCCUUUCUCAAGCCCUACCACACUGGUGACAGCAUCAAAUAUCUUGAUGUCUACUAUGACAUUGGGUCUGAUGCCAAGGCCACCCCCUACUGCAGCAAAGUCUGCAAGAUGAUUAAAGGUUUGAAGAACUCGUUCAUCUGGGAAUGUGUAGUCAUUGGCAUUUCCACUCAUACUGAUGAGGAUUUCGGCAACCCUUUUAUUGGGUAUGAGGAUGGUGAUACCAACAACUAUCUCAGCACUUUGGUUGAUGAUUUCUUGGAAAUAAUUCUCCAACCCUGGCAAACUAUCAUCAACCAUGCCCAGGAAUCUUACCUCUGGAUGUUAUGUUGCAGCUCCCUUGUCAACAACUCAGACUCAUUCCAUGGCUUGCAAGAGGCUGUUGUCUGGUAA